AUGAACGAACAAGCACAUCAUGGUAUAUUGCAGGAGGUUGGUGGUGAAUCUGAAGAAACUAAUAAUUCUCCUACAAACACAACUGACCACGGUAUUAAUGUAAGUUAAUUUUUGUUUUGAAUAGGUAAUUUCAUGAAAUUAUAUAGGUAGGUAUUUUAAAUAAUAUUAUGUAGGUAGUAAAUAGUUAUAUUUAGUUUAUUUUAGACUUUCAUUCCUAGGGGGUAUCAUAAAUUUCCUAGGGGUACGCUAAAGCAGGCAGAGCUGGAUCUAGGAAUUUUUAAACUUUGGGAAAACAAUUAAAAAAAUAUGUUCAAUAUUGACUUUUUUUUGUAGCUCAUCGAAAUUAUUUUUAAAUUAUUAUUAUUAAAGUUAUUUAUAUAACGUCUUUUUAACAGCUUAGCGGGCCAUGUAGACCCAUUCUGCCACCACUAUAUCAUUCCAUCAGUCCCUAUCAUUCGUAUUCUCUAAUUGCAUAUUUUCAUGGAUCAUUACUAGAUGUUUCUCUACUACAUCUUUCUACCUUGUUCGAGGCCUUCCAAUAGGUCUUUUCUCCACAAUUCUACCUUCUAUGACUCGUUUCAUAGUUUUCCCAUCUGCCCUCCAAACGUGUUCAUCCCAUUCUAUCCUCUUACUUCUACUGUACGAUAAUAUAUUUGGUCUUCCAUACAUAUUUAGCUAGUCAUUAUUAUUUUAUAAAAGACAUUCUCUUCUCUAAAGUCUUCUAUGUUUUAUUUCGUACUUUCUCGUUUCCAUAUUAUACACAGAGCCAAAUAUUUUAUUUUUUUUAUAUUAUCAACAAAAUAACUCAUAAUUGGUCCAUAACUCAUUUUAUACAAUAUGUAAGUAGUUACGUAGUAAUGUCAUAGUGUUAUACAUUUUCAGGGGAUGGUAUACAUUUUUUUGCGAGGAGGUUAUAGUUAGGUCUCAUUGAAAUAAACACUGGUUCUAUACUUCUAUCUUCUUUGUACCUGUGCUUAUAUGGCUGUAGUGCUGCAUACUUAGUUUACCUGUAUCAAAUUUUUUUUGUUACCUAUGCCAUUAUUGGUAAUUUUUGAUUCUGAGUGGAGCAAGGAAUGUAACUAUUGAUUUUAUAAUGAUAUUUAAUUUAUUUUUCUGUGAGAAACUUUUCUAUCAGAAAUUGUGAUUUCAAGUAUAGUUGCUUUUAUAUGAUUGGAAAUUUGUCAUUUUUUGAUUUUCCCAGGAUUUUAUCACAUUUUAUAACAUAUUCAAAUAGAAUCAUUUUAAAUAUUUGGAGAAUGUCAGCAUUAAUAUAUGUACCCAUGCAAAAUUUUCUACUACACUGAAAAUAGCUGAUGAGGGGGUGAAUUGAUAAAUUGUCCUACAUUCAUUUAAAUUCACAUAUAGCAUGUAGUAUUGUCGGCUACCUAACACUCAACAAAAUUCUGGUAAGUGAAUUUAACCAAUUUUACAAAAUUUGACAGCUAAACUAAAAAAAUAAAAAAAUAACUUCCCCUAUGCAUUAUGUCAAAAAUGCUACAAAUCCUAAAACGUUUUUAAUUGGUGCAAUAGUUUUUGUAGACAAGUUGUGUACACAUUUACAAAAAAAAAAAAAAAAACAUUGAUGUAAUUAUUAUAAUUAUUUUUGUAAUUUGUAUUCAGCAAUAUCUAGUCGAUUAUUAAUUUUUAUAUUUAUUAUAAUAAUACUCCAUUGGUCACAAUUUAUCCCUUUAAUCAAAGUUUUAUUAGUUUCUAUUUUGUAGUGAUUUUUAAUUUAGGUUUUUGGGUAGAGGCUAGGCAUUAUUGCCUACAUUAAAAUGUACUCAAUACCAAAUUUAGUAUUAUUCUAUAGUUCAGUGCCUAUUAAUAUUUUAAUAUAUUAAGCUGGGAGAGGUUUAUUACCUCAUUACCCCAUUCCCUUAAAUCCUCUGUUUUUGAGUACUUCAGCCAAUUGGUUAUACUUUGUUGAGUUGUUAUCAUUUUCAAAUAAGUCUUGCAAUUCAUCUAAUGACCUUUGAUCUCUAAGUAGAAUUAAUAAACAAUAAAUUAUAAUGUGUAGGUAAACUCAUAUUUAAUAAUAAUGUUCACAUAAUAUUAUUAACAUUAAUAAUUAACAUAAUAUUGUUAAAAUUCAAUUUUAAAGUAUAUAUUCAAUGUAUCAGGAGACUUUCUUCAUUAUUAAAGUUUCUGAAUCAUUGUUAUUAUGAUUUAAGUAAUGAUUAGCUUGGAAUUUGAAUGAUGAAGAAUUAAUUUAAAUAUUUUUAAUAUCACUUUUUUAAUUAGUUACAAUAAAAUAAGAAUUUCAGGUGUGUCCUGGAUGUAUGGUCGUGUGUAUUGUUGUAAAUUUUUCUAUUAACAUAGUAAUUCUUUUUAGUAUAAUUCACCAUCUAUUAUGUAUAGUUACUUAUUGUAACUUUUAAAAGAUAUAAUUUUAUUAAGAUACAUAGGCCAUUAAAUAGUUAAGCUAUUCUACAUCCCUGGCACUAACUAUUGUUAUGGUACAAAGUGCAAUCUUCAUAUAUACUGCCCAGGUAUCAAAAAAAUGUGCCACCUGCAAUCACUGUGUAGUUAAUCUAUGUAUCUUUUAGAUCACAUUUGAAUUGAGCACAUAAAACCUUCUCCUCUCACCAUUGCGGUUUUUUUCAUGAAAUUAUAAUUUUUUUAUCUACUGUAAUGUUAAUAGUGUAUCUAAUAGAUAUCUUGUUUACCAUUUGAAUCAUUAGAUAAUCAAUAAAAUUUAAUGAUUUGUAAGCUACAAUUUUGACUUAAGAAUAUUGUCACAUAGUAAGAUGAGUAUGUAUUGUGUAUUAUUAACACAAUAUUUGUAAAUGCAUGUAGCAAAAAAAAAAAUUGACUUAAUUAAAGGACAAAUACAACAUCAUUCUCAACUCAUUUAAAUACUUAUUUUUAUAAAAAAAAAUCAAAAUUAGUAAUUUGUGUUUGGUAAAAUUUAUUUCUAAUUUAACUGUAAUGUACCUAACUUAUAAAAUAAUUUUUUUUUUUUUAUAGAAUAUUUUGGAAAAUGGUGGCUUGGAUCGAAGUUUGAGUGAUCCUGUGAGAUAUUUAGAUCAGCAUCGUAUGCUUAUGGAACAAGAAAAUGCUAUGAUGGCUUUAAAAGUGUCAGAAUACGAAAAUGCAUUAGCUGAGAAAGACUUGUCUAUUGAAUCCUUACAUACAGAUAUGAUCAAUUAUCAAAAUAACAACUACAUUCUUACAAAUCAGUAUAAAAGUUUAAUGGAAAGGUAAUAUAUAUUCUUGUAUAUAUUCUUGGCAAUCAGUUUAACAUCUCAUAAUUCAACAAUAAAAGUAUAUUGACCCAUUAUUGGGACCCUUUAUCCUUGUCAAAAUGUAAUAAUUUUAGUAUUUUUAAAAAGUUAAUAAUAUAUUAUGUAGGUAUUAAUAGAAGUUUUUAAGAACAUACUUUUUUAUUUCAUCCUUAAGACAUAUCCUUUUUUCCUAAUUACCAUAACUCAAUUUUAGUAGUUUAUUACAAAAAUUAUAUUAUUAUUGAAAGCUUAAUAAGCUUAAACAUUUUGCAUAUUAAAAAGCAACGUGGCUACUAAGUAGUAUAUUUAAAUGUACCUUAAAAUAUCAUUCUUGUAUAGCAUUUUGUUUACAUUUUUAUUUUCUUUAAUAAGUACAUUUUGAUUAUAUGACUAAAAAGUAAAUUUUAAAAAGGUCUUUUAAAAUUGUUUUUUAUUAUCAUAAGUUCAAUGAAAACUGAAUAUUGAUAUGAUACAUUUUUGUUUAAGUAGUAAAAAAACUAUGUUUUCUUUCAUGUAUAAAUAGUUGCGCCAAACUUAUCUAUUAGGGUGGCGGGGCCACCUUUGUUUUUUUAAAUAAUGGGUCUUGUAAAGGUAUAGGAGUUUUAAUUUUUGGUUUGGAUAGAUGAAACUAGGUAGUUAGUAAUCAAUUAUUGUAUUGAUUUGAAUAAGUCUGACUUAUUAGUUAUUAGUAUAUAUAUUGUUUUUAAGUAUCAUAAAUCAUAUUCGUGGUAGGUUUUUUGAAAUUUGAAUAUUUGAAUUUUCCCCUUUUAUGCUUAGGUACUGUGGUUUAUGGUGAUCAUAUUGUACUGACGUUUUAAUGGGUCAAACAUUAUUUUUAAAAUAGACAUUAAAACUACUCUGAGAAAUUUGUCUUUAAAAACCAAAUUAUUAAUGUAUUUUUUUUUUUCAGUACAAAAUCUUUAAAUGCUACUGGAAUGGGACUAAAUACAUGUUUCAAAAAUAUUUCUGAACGUUUAAAUAGACUUGAAGAUACAUUAGAUAAUGUGACAAAAAGACAAAAAGAAGUAUUAAUAACUAAUAAUACAUUUCAAGAUAAAGUUAUACGGGUGUCAUCAAAUAUUGAUAGUUUAUUUAAUCAAGGUCAGUACAGUAUUAUUAAUAUACUAAUUACUUGAUAUUCCACAGAAAUCUGAAUAAUGUAAUAACUUGUUCUUUUCAAAAUUUUAAUUUAUUUUUAUGUUUUGUGGUGAGGUAAGGUGGGGUUAGUGUGCGACUUUUUUUUUAAUAUAAUGACAGUUAAAUUAACUGUAUUAUUUAUCAGGUUCUAUGUAAACAUUUUCAUAGAACCCAUAUGUAUAUUUAAAGGGUCCAAUAGAUUAAUAUUUAAUUGAUUAGAAAAAUUAAAACAAAAAAUCUUAAGAGGUUACAUUUUCCCCAUUAGGGUAAAAAUGAAUCUUCAUAUAAAAGUAUGUUAUUACAUAUAUUGAAACAUUUUGAGUUAAGUUAUAUAAUUUAAAUCUUAUAAUAAUUUAUUUCAUAUGAAAAUGAAAAUUGAACCAUUAUUAGUUUAAGUAUUAAUAACCUAUGAACUUUUCAAAAAUAUAAAUUUAAGUAAGUAUUUCAGAUUUCAUAUUUUACAUUGAUUAGAUUAUCUGAUGACUGCUUUCUUUUGAUUUUCAUAUGGCAACCUAUAUCAAAAAUGUCAACACCAAAAUUUAUUUUAAAUAAUACUACAUCUAUUCAAGGCAUUUUCAAUAUAGGUUGCCAAAUCAAAAAUAGGCAGUCAUUACACACCCAAAAAUAAGGUGUACAAAAAAAUAAUGAUAACAUAACAUUUUAAAACUAUUUAUUUUUUAAUUUUUAAAAAAAAAAUUAAAAAAAGUCAAUACUUUUUGAAAUAAUGAAUGUUUAAUAAAAAAAUCACCUCACUUUAUAGUGAGGAAUUUAGAACCUAACCGCGAAUACUUCUAGGACUCUAUCUCACUCUUAGGCCAGACUUCUUACAGUAAUCCUUUUUUGUGAUUUAUGUAAUUUAUUAUCUACAGAAACUUCUGGUGAUAAUAGGAUCUAUGCUAUUCUUGUAUUUUUUUUUUUUUUAGUGAACAUAGAUAAAAUAAAAGCUAAAGAAGAACUUGAUGAUUUACUAAAUAAGCAUUCUCUUGAGUGUAUUACUUAUAAAACCAACUUAGAAGAAUGUGUGAAUAAAAUAGAAAACAUGAAAUCUGAGGUAAUUUUAGUACUAUAAUAUAUUACUGAUAAAUUAAUAAAUAAAACAAAUUAUAUCUAGUAGGUAAUGAACAACUAAAAUUAAAAAUUAUAAUUUAUAAGGUUGAAAUAUUUCUUAUUGUCAGUUAAAAGUUGAAUGUUAUAGCAUAAAAUUUUUUUUAUAAAUUUACAAAAUUAUAAUUUUUUCAGAAUGAUACACUAAAUAGAAAAUUGAAUGCAACAAACAUUGAAUUAAAUGAAGAAAAAGAAUCUGUAUUAAAAAAAAUGUAAACUAAAAUAAUGUUAAUUACUAAAUACGAUAAUAGAAAUUAUUUUUAUUUCCAUUUUAGUCAAUAUUUUGAAAAAAAAAUUAAAGAUACAACAGAUCAGAAUGUAUUACUUAUAAAUGAUAUUAAAGUUAUUACUGAUAAUUAUGAUGUAAUUUUAACUGAAAAUCAGUAUCUGAAAGAUGAGAUUACCAAAAUGAAGAUGUCUCUGUAAUUAUUAAAUUAUUUACUCCUUAGACAUAAUCUAUUAUAUUAAAUUUGAAUGUUUUAGAAAUGAAAAUGAAAAGCAACUUGAUUUAAAACUUAAAACAAUUGAAGAUCAAUCAAAAUUAUUUGAUAAUCUAAAACAAUCUGAAGAACUUAAUGAUAUGUUAAAAAAAAAUAAUUUUACUUUAAAAGAACGCAUUGAAUAUCUUGAAAAAAUUAAUAAUGAAUUAAUGGAUGAUAUUAGUAAUAAUAUAGUGUAUCAAAAUACCAUUCAAGAAGAAAAUGAGAACAAAUAUAAACAUGUAUGUACAAAUUAUGAUAAUGUUAGUCUUUUGUAUACAUUAUUUAAUGGAAAAUAAAUAUUUUUAUUUAUAUUUUCAAUAUUCUAAAUAUGUUAAUAAAUAUUCUGGGUUAUCCUAUUUAGGACAUACUUUUAGUAUUUUUAAUACAGCACUUCAUUUUGAAUGCUAAAAAUAAAAUAUUUAUGUUUUGUAUACUCACUGUAAUAUUAUCUGCAUAGUAUGUUAUUAUGGUAUUUCUGAUGACAUUGAUGCGCAUAUCUUAAACUUCUAGUUGAAAAUGUUUUCAUAACUAAAAAAUAUAAAAUAAAUUUGAUUUUGAUUUUUUCAGGCAUGUUGAAUUAUCCUUAGGUCAUGAUAUUUCAACAUCAAAUUUACUCAAAAUCUGAGAUAAACUUUUUCAUUAUAAAAAAAAAUCACUAUUAAUUAUAAUCAUUUUAUAAUAAAAACUUACUAUAAAAUAUUUUUUUUCAAAUUAGUAGUACUUUUUAAAUUUUUAAAAAAUGAUUAGAUACAUACAUCACUAAAAAUUGUAUGCAAUAUCAUAUUUCACUAAAUAUUUGUUUUAUUUAUUUACUUUUAAGACAUUAAAAGAUUACGAAGAAAAAAUUUUACAAUUAAAUAAAGAAUUAAAAUUACAAAAGGAAAAUGAAUUUACAGUUAAAAAUGAAGUUAUUGAUUUGAAACAGGAAGUUCAAAAUUCUAAUAAUACAAUAACUAAUUUACAAGACGAGUUAAAACUCAAUUUAACUUUAAUACCUCAAUUGCAAAACAAAAUUGAUGUAAGUAUUUGAUUUUGAUUUAAUUAAAUAAAGUUGGUUUAUAAUUACUUUAAAGUUGUAUUAUACUUCAUAGUUAUUAUUUAAUUAUUAAUUUAUGAUUUUAGAACUUAAAUAAUGAUUUAACUCUUAGUUAUAAAAAAUUGCAAGAUUGUAGUACAGAACUUGAAACAGAAAAAAAUAAAUUAGAAAAAGAAAAAAAUGAACUGGAAAAUCAAUUCAAAGAACAAAAUUUAAAACUCACUGAAACAACUGCUAAUUAUGUAAUUAUUAAAUAUUGAAUCUUGUACUAAUUAAAAUAAUAUUUAUAGGAUUUCUCUCAUUAUCUUAGUUUUUAUUGUUAAAUGUUGUAAUUUUUAAUAUUUUUCAAAAAUCUUAAAUUAUUCAAAAUUUAAUAAUAAUUCUGUAAAAUAGUGAUAACUUUUUUUUCAUAUUAUACAAAUGAAGGUGACAAUAAAUGUAUAAAUUGGUUAAGUGAAUUCUAUAAUGUAUGAUGUAGGUAUAAAUAGUAAUGAUAAAAGCGUAAUAACGAAUGUUGAGGAUAUAAAAGAGAUGGAAAAGUAUUUUGAGAAAUUACUGAAUAAACAAUAUGCAAGAGAGAGGGUAGAAGUGUUUUAGUAUUUCGAAAGUGUGGUGGGCUGUGAGGGGAAUGAAAAAUACAAAUUGGUAGGUCUAGAUAGUGUAUUAAUGGAAGUGUGGAAAAUAUCAGGGAAGCUAGGCAUAGGCUUAUUUAAAAGAAAUUUUCAAUAAGUUGUUACUAAAAGGGAAAAUGCCAAACGAGUGAUAGAAGAAUUUUCUAAUACCUAUCUUUAAAGUGAAGGGAGAUGUACAAAUGUGAUUGUGGACAUUAUAAAGGAAUACAAUUGAUGAGUCAUAGUAUAGUAUGAAGAUGUAGAAAAAAAUCACAGAAAAGAAAAUUAGAAGUGAGAAAUAAAUAUUUAAGAACCAGUUUGGUUUUAUGCCAGGAAAAUUGAUGAUUGAGCUGGUGUUUGUGUAAAACUGAUAGUAGAAAAAUACAGAGAGAACUAGACAAAUUAAUGUAUAGCCUUAUAGAUGUAGACUUAGGACAGAAUGUGAAUAGAGGUUCUGAUGUGGAUGUUAAUAAGAAAAGGAGUUCUAUGAUUGUAUAUUAGUUUGAUAGAGGAAAUAUAUGAAGUUUGAAAUACAAAAUGUAAAAAAUGUGUGAAGGAGAAGAAGUAAAAUUUUUAUGGUGUUAUUUCUUGGUGUUCAUAAAAAAAAAAAAAAAACAUUACACUCAACUUUUUUUCACUGACAAAUGUUUAAACAUUUAAAAAAAAUUAAGAAGUCUAAAAUUGUAGGUAGGUGUGUUUAAGACUAAAUAAACAGUUAAUUCAAAAACGGCCAAUAUAUUUUGAAAAUUUCAAUCCUACAACUAUUUUACAUUGAAUUAAAAUUAUAAAAUCAGUGACCUCUCUAAUCUACAACUAAAUCAAAUUUGCUAUGAGAAACCACCCCAGAUGUUGAAGUAAGAUUUCUGAUCACAUGGUUAUUCAUGGAAAAGCACACCUUAAUUAAAAUGAAUACUAUUCUUCAGUUUGCUCAGAAUUUGAAAUAUACAGAUAAUUUACAGAUAAUUUUUGUACAAUAUAAUAAUUAUUUUAUUUUAGAUUAAAUAUAAAUCAAAGGUCAUGCCAUUGUACUCAGAAGUCUUGAGACUACGUCAGAAAUGUUUAUUAUUUGAGCAAAAAAAAUCCUCUGAACACCAUUUAACAGAAACCAUUGAGGAGGUAUGUUAUUCUGUGUUAUUACAAAAAUUAAAAUUAAUUUGAUUAUUAAUGAAUUAUUUGAAAAUUAAGGAUGAUGUAAGUAAUACCGAAUUUGUUGGUGAAGAUAUAUCAAAUAAGCAUGUAUUGUCUGUUUCCUACAAUACAAAUCAAAGUUCUUUAAAUUGUUCGAGUAAAAGAAAUUCUCUUUAUAUUGAUAAUACUAGUUUGAAAAAACAUAAAACAUCUAAUGACAUGGGUUUCUGUCAAGUAAGUUAUAUCGAAACAUACAUUAUAUCAAGUAAUUUCUUAUAUUAACUACAUUAUUUAAUAAAAACAAAAAAAUCGAAUAUAAGUAUUAAAAAAGUUGUGUGUAAAUUUAAUUACAACUGGGAGGUGUAAAAAAAUUAAUAAUUUUUUCUAUAUAUUUUUAUUUUUGUAUUAUUUUUUGUCUUUGCUGUUUUAUUACCUGAUGAUUGUUUAAAUUGUAACACACAAGCAUAAUAAUACUCAAGACUGUUUUGUUCUUUUUCUAUAUGUAUAUAUUUUUCUAAAUAUAUAUAUAUAUUUAUUUGUUUUAGAUUUAUUUAAAACAACUUGUUUUUUUUUAAUGGAAUGUAUUAAUUUAAUUUAAUGUUAGAAAUUGUCGUUGACAUAAAUAGUAUUUGGGAUUUAAAGGAACCAAAAACCUGACUUCAACUGAGAAAAAAGAAAGAACUGAGAUGUUUACAAAAUUAUACACUUUCAAAUAAUUUUUACCCCCACACUCAUUUCAAAUAUUACACUUUUGCCUAUUUACAAUACAAUAAAACUUACUAAAAAUAUUUACAAAUAUACUUUUUUCAUCUAGUCUAUAAUGGUUAGGUACAAUCUAACUAUUUAUUAUAAAUUCAAAAUACAUUAUGCAUAUUUCACACAUUUAAACACCUCAGUAUUAUUAUUUAUUAAUUUAUAAUAUGUUUUUAGAAAUAUUCAAUUCAAUUAAUGAAAAAAAAAACAGAACAAGUUUGGGGAGACUAUUGACUUUUUUACACUUAUGGAAAUUAUUGUAUGUUGUAAUUUAGUUUUUAUUUCAUGAUAUUAGUUAAGUUAUAAUUUGAAAUAAAUUUAAUAUUAUGUAAUGAAAUAUAUUUUUAUUUAGGUACAUAUUUUAAUUGAUACAAUUUAAAUGAAAUAGAUGUAUAACAUUAAAAUAGUAUUUCUCAAUAAAGUUAAAGAUUUAAAUAGAAUAUUAUUUUAUAUAAAUAUACGUUAAAAUAUGUUGUUUAAUUGAACAAGGCAACAAUUAUUUACUAUUGUUUAAAAAAAUUAUGUUUUAUUUAUCAAUAGGAAAAUAUUGAGUGCAGCAAUAAUUUAAAACAUAAUUUAUACAAAGCAAAUAUAAUUUGUUUAGGUUUUGAGUCCUGAAAAAGAAAGUUAUAUGGAAAAUGAAAGUAAAAAAAAUCAAGUUACUACAAAUACUAGUUCAAAUGUUUCUGUUAAAAAAUUAUUUAAAAUACCUGUUGAACUUAGGCCAGCUCAGGUAAACUUGUAGUUUAAAGACGAAUACUUAAAUUUAUUGAAUAUUAUAUGUUUCCAGGACAAAAUGAAGUCUACAUUAAUGCGAAAAAAUGAUAUGCCUAAGCCAAACUCUCCUGUUCCAAUCACCACACCUACAAAUGAAACUUACGGAAAUUGAAAAAUAGUUAAAAAUUAAGUCAUAU
Molecule: messenger RNA, 10389 nt
Organism: Cinara cedri
Lineage: Eukaryota; Metazoa; Arthropoda; Insecta; Hemiptera; Aphididae
Source: the annotation of a GenBank genome assembly